UCCUCUCAGCCGGUCUGUUUUGAAAGAGUUGGUGCGGCGCUUGUGGCGGAGCUCGUCGAAAUGCGCCUCCCGUGCGACGUGGUGGUGGUGAGUCGCCUGCUGCCCUCAGCGGGGAUACGCGCCCCGGGACGCGCUGCCAGGGCUCUGCUCGCCCUGGGGAAGCCAACCGGAGGAGACGGAGACUCUGCCUUCUGGUCAGCACUGCCCGCCACCGCCCCUGGAGCCAAAUACCAGUUGAAAGAAAACAUAGAUCAGCUUUUUACCAAGUUCGUGGAUGAAGGAAAAGCUACCGUACGGCUAAAAGAACCAGCUGUGGAUAUUUGUCUUAGCAAGGCAAAUGUCAGUGAGCUGAGGACUUUCCUUUAUGCAGUGAAAUUGGCUCAUCGAGGCAUCAAAGAGGAAACUUUACCACUUUCUAAGCUGGUGUCACCAAAGGCCUCUGAAGUUGAAAAACCAAAAACCAAGAUGAGCAUAACAUCAAAAAAGGAUUAUCCUUUAACUCGAAAUUUUCCAUACUCUCUGGAGUAUCUCCAAGCGUCCUAUUGCAAAUUAGCUCGUAUAGAUAUGCGUAUGCUUUGCCUGAGAAGCCUUCGGAAACUGGACUUGAGCCACAAAGUUAAACAGCUGCCAGCAACUAUUGGGGACCUUGUUUGCCUCCAGGAGCUCAACCUACAGGACAAUCACUUGGAGUCAUUCAACGUGGCUCUAUGCAACUCCACUCUCAAAAAAUCACUUCAGUCUCUGGAUCUCAGCCAGAAUAAAAUCACGCUGCCUGCACAGUUUUGCUACUUGCAGAAACUCAUACAAUUGAAGUUAGAUGAUAAUAAUUUGAUUAGAUUGCCAUUCAAGAUUGGUCAACUGUCGCAUCUCCGCUUCUUAUCUGUGGCUCGUAAUAAACUCCCAUUUUUGCCCAGUGAGUUUGCUAAACUCUCACUUGAGAGCCUGGAUUUAUUUGGCAAUCCUUUUGAGCAGCCGAAGCCACUUGUUCCUGAUAACUUAAAAAUACCAUUGACUUUACUAGAAUAUUCUGCAAGGGCAACCAUCAAUUACAGGAUCCCAUAUGAUUGCCACAUUCUUCCUUAUCAGCUUUGUGAUGAUCUUCACAUGUCAAAAACUUGUCAAUGUGGACGGGCUUGUGUGACCUGCUUCAUUCAAACAACAGUGACUAUGAAUCUGCACAGUGUGGCCCACACAGUUGUUCUUGUGGAUAAUAUGGGAGGCACAGAGGCCCCCAUUCUUUGCUAUUUCUGCUCUCUCACAUGCUAUUCUCAGUUUCUCGAUAAACAUUUGCAAAGUGUGAGGUGAUCAGAUUAUAAUCUGAGAAGUUUUAUUCAGCAAAUGCUAACAUUUGCUUUUUAUUAUCUGAAAACUGCACGAAGUGUUUAAACACUUUAAAGUGUUAGAUAUUAUCCCUGAUGCCAGGUGCAAGUUCCUAACUCCUGUUUAAUGCUGUGAAUGGAAUAGCCGGGGCUCACAUCCUCUCAACUGGGAAAAAAUUGCUUUUCUACUCUUGUUUUAGCACUAUUUUUAUAAAAUCAUUGUAAUGUUUUUCAGGGUAAAAAUAGAAAUUUUCAGAGAUGGGGUCAAAAAUGCAGUGUUUUGAAUGCAGAAUUUGCAAUCAUUUUUGAAAAAAAUCUUAAUUUAUAAACUAUUCUUUGAAAAUGAGAAGUGCUGAACUCAUGACAGUAUUUGAUAUUCAUUUUUAAAAAUAAAUGCAUAUUUUGUGCAAUUUGUCUAUCAAAGGAAAGUUUGUCACACCAAUCAUAUGUACAAACAUUUUGAUUCAGAAUUGUAGCAUUUUUAAAGUUGUUUACUGUAAAGAUCAUAUAUUAGUUUGUAUACAAUAAUUUAUUGACUACAAAGUACAAUUUACAGUGUUUUUAUAACAUUGUAGGCAAUAAUUUCCAGGCAUCCGUUGAAAUUUUAAAAUCAGCAUGACAAUAUUUAUUACCAGGUCAGAUGAAAAUUGUGCUUACAAUAAAACAUGAUGCUUUAGCUAUACCAUGAAUCUAGAAAUUUGUUUCCAGCCUCAGAGAAAAAUACAGAAGUCCUCUUGUUACUUUAGGAAGUAAAAUUUAAUUUCAAUGCUUUAAAAUUCUAGAAACCAGAAAUUUGAUUUCUAAUCCCACCUUAGGCAAGAAAAAUAAUCGAUGUACUAAAAACAGCAUGGAUAUAGCUGAUGUAAAAUAUCAUUGUUAUGCUUUGGGGUAAAGAUGAGCUUCCAAGGAAAGAGAUAUGAAUUGUGAGCAAGUUGCCUGCUUUUUCAAGGAAGAGCAGGUAGGAAAUUAGAAAAAGUUCUUCACACAGAUCUUUGGUAAUCCAGAGCACAUCUAUACUGUACAUGCGAUUAACUGAUUAAUCGUCAUUGUCAAUUCUUAGCAUGAUCUGUUCCUAACCUGGUCUUUCAGGUGUUAUCUAUACAUUACCCUAUGGGGAACAAGUUGGGAUAGUUAGGAAAACUGGCUGGAGAGAAUAAAUUGCCCAUUGUAACUUUACGAAAACAAUGAAAGUUUGGGGGUCCUUGGUGGCUCUUUUGCAGCGGGUUCAUUACCCAAUUAGGUAACCAUCUGCAAGAAAACAACCAAGCUCAGAGAGCACGAAGGAACCCCACAGUUCAAUCCUGAGCUGCAAAUAUUCUCUUCCAUGGCUUCAAUUUAAAAAAAAAAGUUAAAAAGCCCAGAAAAUUUGGACAGCGGAAUAUUCGCUUUUUUUUGUUCUCAUACCAAUCAGAUUCAUUCCGGGAACGUCAGCGCGAAGCGACUCCUUUUUUCCAAGAGCGCCUCUAACCGAACAGAAAAAUUGCUCAGCCCAGAUUCCGGCCUCUCCAGCGAACGAACGAAGCGGGUAGUCCGGAUCCGGAAGCCGCGCCUGGAGA
This is a messenger RNA of Thamnophis elegans (Western terrestrial garter snake), 2875 nucleotides long. It is a transcript of the gene LRR1, whose product is annotated as leucine rich repeat protein 1. The record is from RefSeq and is a predicted model, not a curated record. Gene Ontology annotation, molecular function: protein binding. NCBI's taxonomy places the organism in Eukaryota, Metazoa, Chordata, Lepidosauria, Squamata, Natricidae.